Molecule: messenger RNA, 755 nt
Organism: Carassius auratus (goldfish)
Lineage: Eukaryota; Metazoa; Chordata; Actinopteri; Cypriniformes; Cyprinidae
Product: peptidyl-tRNA hydrolase 2, mitochondrial-like
Exons: 2
Coding region: 92-616 (174 amino acids)
Biological process (GO): positive regulation of anoikis; negative regulation of anoikis
Cellular component (GO): cytosol
Molecular function (GO): peptidyl-tRNA hydrolase activity
Source: RefSeq, a predicted model, not a curated record
CGUCAUCAUCCAGCGUCAGCUUGAAAGAAGCGGCUCGUGGAGUUUGCAGGAAACUUCAGGUUGCUGAAUCAUUUUGAUUUCUGAUACGGGGAUGGACUCUCUGUAUGGGCCUGUCGCUUUGGGUGUACUGGCAGGUGUAGGCUGUGGGCUCUGCCUCGGAUGGCACCUCAGUGGGCGUCUUGGCAGAUCAUCCCGCAACAUGAUGGCAGCUUUAGGAAACAGCGCCAGUGCUGGCAGUGAGGCCAGUGUGAUGGGCGAUAGCGGAGAGUUCAAAAUGAUCCUGGUGGUCCGAACCGAUCUAAAGAUGGGCAAAGGUAAAGUGGCAGCCCAAUGCUCCCACGCCGCUGUGUCGGCCUACAAGCAGGUCCAGCGCAGAAACCCCGAGCUCCUGAAACAGUGGGAGUACUGUGGUCAGCCCAAAGUGGUGGUCAAGGCUCCAGACGAGGACUGUCUGCUGGAGCUGCUGUCCCAUGCCAAAGAGGUCGGACUGCCGGUCAGUUUAAUCCAAGAUGCUGGAAGAACCCAAAUUGCACCAGGGUCUCGGACGGUUCUUGGCGUGGGACCGGGGCCAGCCGAUCUUAUUGAUAAAGUGACUGGACACCUCAAAUUGUAUUAAAUAACACUAUUGGAUUAAGAUGGGACUAAAUUCUUGUCAUUUGUAUGCAACUAGAAAGAGUGGUUAAGAUUAAUUAAAAGUGUUAAAAUGACACAUUGAUUUAUAUUGAUUUUAAGUAAACACCCUUUCCAUUAUUGAA